Molecule: messenger RNA, 1068 nt
Organism: Metschnikowia bicuspidata var. bicuspidata NRRL YB-4993
Lineage: Eukaryota; Fungi; Ascomycota; Pichiomycetes; Serinales; Metschnikowiaceae
Gene: DUG3
Product: glutamine amidotransferase subunit
Exons: 1
Coding region: 1-1068 (355 amino acids)
Source: RefSeq, a predicted model, not a curated record
AUGUGCCGUUUCAUGAUCUACAAAGGUAAGCGGCGCAUGAUGCUCUCGGACCUUCUCACACGGCCCGCACACUCAAUCAUCAACCAGCUGUUUGAUUCUAGGCUCAGACUAGAUAUGCGCAACCCAAUCAAUGGUGAUGGGUUUGGUAUAGGCUACUAUAGUGAAAAGAAAGACGCAUGUGUCUUUCGUGCCAUCACCCCUGCGUGGAACAAUGUGAAUCUCAAUUCUUUAUCAAACUGUACGGAAUCGGGACUUGUAUUCGCCCAUGUAAGGGCAUCGACUCAAGGCGUUUUGGCAGAGACAAACUGCCAUCCAUUCCAAUAUGGCAGAAUUCUCUUCAUGCACAAUGGAGGCAUUCUGGCUUUUGACAAAAUCAAGCGGAAGCUAGUUAUGCAUUUGGACGACCGGUUUUUUCUCUUCAUUCAAGGUUCUACAGAUAGCGAGUGUUGCUGUGCCCUAUUCUUGGAUACUCUCUACAAAAUGGGAUACGACCCGGACGAUGCUAAAGUCGAGUUUUCUCACAAAAUCCUCCGUGAGGCACUUCUAAGUAUGAUUGAGCUCAUUAAAAACUGGCAGGUGGAGCUCACUUCGGAGCCCUCAUUGAUGAACUUUGCAGUCACAGAUGGAGACUCAGUAGUGGUCUCUCGGUACAUCACAUCAAAAACCGACGAGGCUGCCUCUUUGCAUUUUUCCACGGGAUCACGGUUUUUUGAGUACGAGCCGGGCUUGUUCAAAAUGGAGCGUCUUAAUCGCUCGCAGGAUGUGAUCUUCGUGGCCAGCGAGCCCCUCACUUUCGAGCGGGGUGACUGGACUUGCGUGCCUUCGAACACGGUCAUUUCUAUCACCAAAAACAAUACUGUACUCAUGCACCCGAUUAUGGAUGAAUUCUAUAACAGCAAAAUUUCUGACAGAUCCUCUGGAUUUGCUAUGAGCAAGGGCCUCAUUGGCGGAGUGCUUCAAAAGAACGCGGAGAAAGAAGAGAGCGGGAAUGCCAUGGAGACGCUUGUGUCUCAUCUACCGCCUUUGGAACGCGAGGGAAGAAGAGUUGCCGAAAAGCUAUCCGCGUGA